GCCCCCUGGUCAGUCAAGAGCUACGUACACAUCUUAUACGCAAGUCCUCUGAAUCAUCGACUGGACUCAUUCUACAGCCAUAUCUCCCGUACUCCUGUCAUUUUGGUCAAUUUUCUUUCUCUAAUCAUCGCAAGGCUGGUGUUCCUGCCAUGGGAAUUGCAUCAGUCGUUUUGUGUCUGGUUAUCACAAUCCACGCACUUCUGGUUCUGGGAGCCCACGCGAACUGCAUUUGGUAUGGCAUAGGUGAUAAAUCUGAUCCCGUUCGCCCCAAAUAUUCCUCUUACGAUGGCCCUGCCAAACCACUGGACAACGAGACCGCUUACACCACUUUGAAGAAACUGUGCCCCAAUUACGCGCAGAGCCACAAUCCUUCUCUGUGUUGUGAUGGUGAGCAGGUGGCCUUCUUCUCCGCUUCUGCAGUGGCUGCUCAAGACCUCUUAAAAAGAUGUCCUGCGUGCUGGGCCAACUUCCGUCUUCUUCUAUGCGCCAUGACAUGCGAUCCGAACCAGGCAGAGUUCCUUACUCCGAACAUAGACAAAUCCGUGGUCUCCUCCAUCGUGUACAAUGUGAGCAGUACCGUGGCAAACACAUUUUUUAACAGUUGUAAGGACGUCCAAUUCGCCGGUGCGCACGCUAUUGACCCUAUUUGUGCAUCGACUUCUUGCACUCCUGAGAAGCUUCUCGGCGGUAUUGGAUCCCAAAGUCCGUUUCCGGUCAAUUUCGUCAUUACACCGAACCCCGCCAAUCCCACGUCCAACACCGGUGGAAAGCAGCCCUUUAACCAGACAUUCUAUCCGUGCAACGAAUCAGUGCCUCGGCGUGGUUCCGACACUGGAGGACCUGCAUGCUCAUGUUUGGACUGUGAAAGCUCCUGUGUAGCACCACCGGAACCUCCUGCACCACAGCCUCCUCCACAGGUUUUCGGUUUCGAUGCCUGGUGGGUUGGCGCCUUCUUCACUUUUGUGGCUGUGGUACUUGUGUUCGCUGCCUGUGAAAUUAACUCCCGCCUUCGCGACAGGCAAAGCGCAGCAGGUGUUAUUGACGAUAGACGCGGCCUUUUGGAAGACGACUCUUCCGAGGUUACAGAUGAACUUGAUGCAGUCGAAUCUGCUCCACCACGGCGUCCCAACUGUUUAGUGCGUUUGCAGGCAAAACUCGAAGAUAUGCUGUGUCAGGUGUUCACCUGGCUUGGCCGAUUAGUCGCCCGUCAUCCGUACAUCACUCUAUUGAUCUCCCUCUCGAUAUCUAUCGCCUUAGCCGCCGGUUUGUCCAUGUUCACCGUGACCACGAAUCCCGUCGAGCUAUGGUCGCCUCCGACGUCCCGCUCGCGGCUGGAAAAAAGCUACUUCGAUACUAAUUUCGCACCAUUUUUCCGAACCGAACAAAUAAUCAUUCGACCUCGGAAUCAGAGCAAUUUCGUGCACAGGUCGUUGUUUCCUUUACCCGGUAAAAUGCUAGUGGGACCUGCCCUGCGGAAGUCCUUUCUAGAUGAAGUCUUGAAGUUGCAGAAAAUGCUCCAGCACUUCUCGGUCUACUCGAAGGAGUUUGGCAAAAACAUCUCCCUCGAGGACAUUUGCUUCAAACCAUUGGCUCCUGACAACUUGGAGUGUGGAAUUCAGAGCCCACUGGAGUAUUUCCAAAGUGACUCUGCUACUUUCAAUCAAACCUUACUUUCCUUCGGCAUUGUGGUAGCCGAUUACCUUGAUCACUUACUGUUCUGUGCCAACUCACCGGUUUCCACCGGGGGCUCUUAUCCCAACAAGACGGUCAGCUGCCUCGGCUCAUCCAGUAUGCCAAUUCUUCCCGCUGUUGUUUUCGGAGCAUUCAAUGGUGAGCCCCUCCAGCAGUUCUGCAAUGCGGCCUACUUGUUCACGUCACGAACUUGGCAAUCAUUUGUACUAACGACAGGGCAGCUCUGCUUUUUGUUCAUCUGUCAGCUUCAUCGGUUCAUCCUACAUACGACUUAUCUGUUUAUCACUUUUUAA
Molecule: messenger RNA, 1985 nt
Organism: Dicrocoelium dendriticum
Lineage: Eukaryota; Metazoa; Platyhelminthes; Trematoda; Plagiorchiida; Dicrocoeliidae
Source: the annotation of a GenBank genome assembly